CCUCUACCCUCAAAUAAUCACAAUACAACUGCGGAGAGCUUCUUUUCUCUUUCUUCUUUAUUCAUUCAGAGAGAUUAUAAGCUUUCCUCGGUUACUUGGAAUUUGAAAUGGCACGCUCUUUCGCUAACUCCAAGGCUCUCUCAUCCCUCCUUCAAAACCAAAUCUCGAAGGCUCUCACCGCCUCCCGUGGCUACGCUGCCACGGCAACAGGAAGCGUAGCAGCAAGAAGGGGAGGAGGAGCGUCCAGCGCCAUCAGAAGCAAGAAGUCUUCUUCUUCAGGGGAAGAGAAGGGAGAGAAGGUUUCAUGGGUGCCUGAUCCUGUCACUGGCUACUACAAACCCGAGAACAUCAAGGAGAUCGACGUUGCCGAAUUGCGUGCCUCCCUUCUCAACAAAAAAUGAUUCAACUAACUAACAAACUCGUCCUUCAUGCCUGGCUUAAUGAUUCUGCUUCACAUGAAAGCCAUGCCUUUAGUUUAUUUCCACUUGUUUCUUCUAUUGUUGCAAAAAUCUAAUGGAAUCAACUUCAUUAUAUGAAAA
This is a messenger RNA of Arachis duranensis, 539 nucleotides long. Its product is annotated as indole-3-acetic acid-induced protein ARG2. The coding region runs from base 108 to 401 and encodes 97 amino acids. Gene Ontology annotation, cellular component: mitochondrion. The transcript has a single exon. NCBI's taxonomy places the organism in Eukaryota, Viridiplantae, Streptophyta, Magnoliopsida, Fabales, Fabaceae. The record is from RefSeq and is a predicted model, not a curated record. Gene Ontology annotation, biological process: response to stress.